GUUUUGGACUGGCCCGUGUAGGAUUUGGGCCCGUUAAGGGUUGCCGCUAAACCCAACGUGAUAAUCCCAAACUGCCGCAGCAGUCGUCACUCCACCGCUGCUUCACAUGGCGUUCUCAAAUCCUUCUUCCCUCUUAUCUUCUUGCUCGGUUCACAGACUCAAUCCCCUCCUCUUCACUCACCGCCGUCAAACCAUCAUACUUUCUCGUUGGCACAUCAAUCGCUCGCGCCCUAGGUUCCUCGCUGUUGCUGCAGCAGAGAACGGUGUUUUUACUUCACCAGAGAUUGCAAAGUCCUUUGAUUUUUCUUCGGAGGAACGGAUAUACAACUGGUGGGAGUCUCAUGGGUAUUUCAAACCAAAAUUUGUCAGAGGAAGUGAUCCUUUUGUAGUUCCGAUGCCACCUCCUAAUGUUACUGGUUCGUUGCACAUGGGGCAUGCUAUGUUUGUCACACUUGAGGAUAUUAUGGUUAGAUACAAUCGAAUGAAGGGAAGACCUACACUCUGGCUUCCUGGAACCGAUCAUGCUGGUAUUGCAACUCAGUUGGUUGUAGAAAGAAUGCUGGCAACUGAAGGAAUAAAAAGGAGUGAGUUGGGCAGAGAUGAGUUCACAAAUCGAGUUUGGGAGUGGAAAGAGAAGUACGGUGGAACCAUUGCAAAUCAGAUCAAGAGACUUGGUGCUUCUUGUGAUUGGUCCAGAGAACAUUUCACCCUUGAUGAGCAGCUAAGUCGCGCUGUAAUUGAAGCUUUUGUUCGGCUUCAUGAGAAAGGCCUAAUAUACCAAGGAUCUUACAUGGUCAACUGGUCCCCUAGCUUGCAAACUGCAGUCUCAGACUUGGAAGUAGAAUAUUCUGAAGAACCUGGUACUCUGUACUAUAUAAAGUAUCGUGUUGCAGGAGGCUCAAGAAGUGACUAUGUCACGAUUGCGACGACACGCCCAGAGACUUUAUUUGCCGAUACAGCUAUUGCAGUGAACCCUCAGGAUGAGCGUUACUCGAAGUAUAUUGGAAGGCAGGCUAUUGUACCGAUGACAUUUGGUCGUCACGUCCCUAUUAUUUCUGACAAGUACGUUGAUAAAGACUUUGGGACUGGUGUGUUGAAGAUAAGCCCCGGUCAUGAUCACAAUGACUACCUUCUUGCACGAAAGCUUGGUCUUCCCAUACUUAAUGUGAUGAAUAAGGAUGGCACGCUCAAUGAAGUUGCUGGAUUGUACUGUGGCCUUGAUCGCUUUGAGGCACGGAAAAAGCUAUGGACAGAUCUUGAGGAGACAGGUUUAGCUGCCAAAAAGGAGCCCCACACACUGCGAGUUCCCAGAUCACAACGUGGUGGAGAGAUAAUAGAACCUCUAGUGAGUAAGCAAUGGUUUGUAACCAUGGAGCCCUUGGCUGAAAAGGCCUUGAAAGUUGUUGAGAGUGGAGAAUUGACAAUUAUGCCUGAAAGAUUUGAGAAGAUAUACAACCAUUGGCUAUCGAAUAUCAAAGAUUGGUGUAUAAGCAGACAAUUGUGGUGGGGACACCGUAUACCAGUUUGGUACAUUGAGGGAAAAGACUGUGAAGAGGAUUACAUUGUUGCUAGGAGUGCCAAAGAAGCUCUUGACAAAGCUCGUGAGAAGUAUGGAAACGUUGACAUAUAUCAGGAUCCUGAUGUUCUUGACACUUGGUUCUCAAGCGCGUUAUGGCCGUUUAGUACCCUGGGAUGGCCAGAUGCUUCAGCUGAGGAUUUUAAGAACUUCUAUCCAACCACAGUACUUGAAACUGGGCAUGACAUAUUGUUCUUUUGGGUGGCACGCAUGGUGAUGAUGGGGAUUGAGUUCACCGGGACAGUUCCUUUUUCGAAUGUUUACCUGCAUGGGCUUAUACGAGAUGCGCAAGGGCGGAAGAUGUCUAAAACAUUGGGAAAUGUCAUAGAUCCAAUUGAUACAAUAAAAGACUAUGGCACCGAUGCUUUGCGAUUCACACUUGCAUUAGGAACUGCUGGUCAGGAUCUGAACUUAUCAAUGGAGAGAUUGACUGCCAACAAGGCGUUCACUAACAAAUUGUGGAACGCUGGCAAAUUUGUGUUGCAGAAUCUGCCAAGUCAAAGUGAUAAUUCUGCUUGGGAAACUUUGUCGUCUUAUAAAUUUGAUCUCGAGGAAUCUCUGCUUAAGCUACCUUUACCAGAGUGUUGGGUGGUCUCAAAACUUCAUAUGCUUGUUGACUCAGUCACCACAAGUUAUGACAAGUACUUCUUUGGAGAUGUUGGAAGAGAAAUAUACGAUUUCUUUUGGGGUGAUUUUGCUGAUUGGUAUAUUGAAGCCAGUAAAGCUCGCCUUUACCAAUCAGAAGAUCAAUCUGUUGCUUCAAUAGCACAGGCAGUUCUUCUGUACGUUUUUGAAAAUAUUUUGAAAAUGCUUCAUCCGUUCAUGCCAUUUGUAACUGAAGAACUGUGGCAGGCGCUCCCAAAUAGGAAAGAAGCUCUUAUAGUGUCAUGCUGGCCACAGACUUCACUUCCAAGGGACGUAAACUCAGUAAAACGAUUUGAGAAUUUACAAGCUCUGACAAGAGGAAUUCGCAAUGCUCGAGCAGAAUAUUCUGUUGAGCCGGCAAGGCGUAUAUCUGCAUCUAUAGUUGCAAAUUCUGAAGUCAGACAGUAUGUUGCGAAUGAAAAGGAAGUUUUAGCUCUUCUUUCGAGGCUAGAUUUGCAGAAUGUCCAUUUUGUGGAAUCUGCACCAGGUGAUGCAAAUCAAUCAGUCCAUCUUGUCGCUGGUGAAGGUCUAGAAGCAUAUCUUCCUCUUGCUGAUAUGGUAGAUGUUUCAUCUGAAGUGGAACGCCUCACCAAGCGCCUUUCAAAGAUGCAAGCGGAGUAUGAUGCACUUGUUGCUCGCUUGAAGUCUUCUAACUUUGUAGAGAAAGCUCCAGAGGAAAUCGUACGCGGGGUUCAAGAAAAGGCAGCAGAAACAGGAGAGAAAUUAACUCUCACUAAAAAACGCUUAGAUUUCCUCAUAUCAACAGUUUUGGUCUCAAAAUAGGUGUAAGUUGGGGAUAUUUUGCAGAGCUGCACAUUUUCCAAUGGAGCACCUGUCCGCAAUCUCAUUUUUAAGCAUUUCAGUUGUGCAACUUUUGUGGCAGUUGCAAUCCAGAUAAUCUUCUGGAGGCUGAAGCGCCCCCGUCAAUUCAUACAGGUCACAAAGUGACGAUCUCCUUAACAGUGAUUAAAUGGAGCCAAGACACAAUUCAUGCUAGAUUGUGGGAUGAUUCUGGCGUCGAAAUUUUGGAUUUGUCCAUUUUUUUGUAGUCAUUGUUAACUUAAAAGCCCAAAUAUUAGGCGUGAGGUUUAGGCAGGUUGAGCUCAGCUCCAGGGCUCCUCAUGUAUUUAUUGCAUCUUUCUGCUUUAAGCAAAUAUUUAGGAAACGCAAGAGAAUACAAAUUCGUAAGCAAAUAUUCCCAUAAAAUUUACAGUUCAUUCUCACAA
Messenger RNA from Rhododendron vialii, 3447 nucleotides. Its product is annotated as valine--tRNA ligase, chloroplastic/mitochondrial 2. Lineage: Eukaryota; Viridiplantae; Streptophyta; Magnoliopsida; Ericales; Ericaceae. Gene Ontology annotation, molecular function: valine-tRNA ligase activity; aminoacyl-tRNA deacylase activity; ATP binding. Gene Ontology annotation, biological process: valyl-tRNA aminoacylation. The record is from RefSeq and is a predicted model, not a curated record. Gene Ontology annotation, cellular component: cytoplasm; cytosol. Bases 107 to 3004 code for a protein of 965 amino acids. The transcript has 28 exons.